Molecule: messenger RNA, 8113 nt
Organism: Cimex lectularius (bed bug)
Lineage: Eukaryota; Metazoa; Arthropoda; Insecta; Hemiptera; Cimicidae
Product: centromere-associated protein E-like
Exons: 18
Coding region: 96-7988 (2630 amino acids)
Source: RefSeq, a predicted model, not a curated record
CACAUGUUACAUUUUAAAAUUCAAAGUUAUAUUUUUAGGAAUUUUAUUUGGACUUAACAGAAAAUUGGCAAAAAAAGGUUUAAUUUGAAGUAGCAAUGUCUUUCAUUUCCAUGCAUGUAAAUUUAUUCAGAGAGAAAAAAGAAAAAGUUUCCUCUAGAUAUCGAAGCACCGGGAGACUGAAAAAUGCUUCAUCUUGCACAGAUACCAGGGCGUGCAGUUUGGACCCAAAAAAACAAAGGGAAUACUUCAUGGAGAGUUUUAACAUUUCGCCAAGCUCGAGCGAUGAAGAUACACGUAUUGACAAACCCAUAGAUAAUUUUAUUGUCAAAACAAGAAAAACUCAAUCUACUGGAAAUUUGUUUCAAGAACAAUGUGUUAACCAACUAAAAUAUUUAUUGAUGGGAGCUGAUAAUAAAAUUGAAGAGCUUACAACAACUAAUAGAAAAUUAUGGAAAAAAAAUCAGGAGUACACCGAUGAGGUAGCAAAUCUAAGGCAUUUGCUAAAGGAUUUACAAGAGCAGAUAAACCAUUUAGAAACGUUAAAAGUAGAAAAUUCAAACUUGCGAUCUGAAAGGGGCAGUGAUUUUAAAACACAGUUUCUCAAAGCAGAAAAUGAAAUGUCCCAAUUAUCACAAGAGCUCAAUGUAUUUCAAGGCAUAAAAGAAAGGUAUGAAGAAUUGAGGUACGCUCAUGAUCAGCUUAAAACUGAGCACAGCGUUGUCAACCGUACGUUAUCCAUGAUUAAAGAAGAAAAGGCAAAGCUUGCGAUACAGUGCAAUUUACAAAAAGAAAGCUUAGACCAAUGGAAAUCAAAGGGUACGGACAUACUAUCAAUAAUAAGCGAUAAAAAUCAGUUGAGAGAGAAACUACAGCAAAAAGAUGAACAAAUUGCCAACUUGUGCGAAAGUGUAGCCACUCAGGAGAUAUGCAUUCAACAACUCAAUGAACAAUUGGAGAGCAUAAAUGAUGAAAUGGAAUGGAAAGAGAAUAUGCUGAGGAAACAGGUUGAAAGUCUGCAGAACGAACUUAUGGAAAAAACAUCUCAGAUUACUGAUCUUGAAUCCCAAUUAGCAAUGACCAAACUUGCUGUCACCGAGCUUGAAUCCCUCCGAGAACAGUUCCGUUGUACGAACUCAGACUUGAAUGAAAAUAUAGCUGUCUUCAGGAAUCAGUUCUUGAAUAUGCUAGAAAGUUCCAACCACUUGAUAGAGACUGUUGAGAGUCUGAAGAAAGAGCUCGAUGAAAAGAACAAAGAACUGGAGAAAGUGAAGCUGUUUCCUCACACGACAAAAUCCAAGUUUUAUUUUAAAGCGUUGCAUCAUCUGCUUAAUUCACCAAAACUCACUGCUGGAAUAGGUGAUUCUGUUAAUCUGAGAGACAUCUUCUUAGCGAUUAAAUCUAUCGUGAAUUGUUUAAAGAGAGAUUUGUGGGUGACUAUGGACUCUUCUUCUUUAGUUAUUGAGUUGACAGAUUCCACUUCACAAACAAUGUUGUUAAAACAAGAUAUCACUUGCGAAAGGGAGGCCGUCGUUAACUGUACAUCAUCACAGACUGUUUACUGGGACGACCAUCUUGCAAGAUACAAUCAGGCACUAAAAGAUAUAGAAACACUGUCAGAAAAGAACCUUUCUCUUGUUAAAAUAAAUGUGAUGCAGACAGAAGUUUCAGGCACGUUGCAAAAACAGAUUGGAUCGAGUCAAGAAAAGUUGGCAGAAAGAGAUGCUGUUAUUUUGGCAUUGAAAAACAGCAACUCACAAUUAUACGAUCAUAUAAUGACUUUAAAUGACAAAUUAAAGAGUUCUGAUGAAUUUUUGCAUGAAGCGUUGAUGCAGCUAGAAUGUGAUUCUGAAAUAAGGACUUUAUCCCAAGAGCAAUUUGAAAAUCUUUUAGUAUCUACUGUUAACGAGUAUGAAACUUAUAUAUGCGUCUUGGAAACAUGUCUUGAAAGUAAACAGCAAAAUUUAAAUAAGCUAUUAGACAGUGAACAAAAUUCAAGAGUGAAGGACGAAGUAGGAUUAGAUAUUGACCAAUUAAAGCAGACAAUUAGCGAGCUAACAUUGAAAUUAGAAUCAGAAAAGUCAAUAGCGAAUGAAUUAAAGGGUGAGGUUGAUACAUUAAUUUCAAAACUCAAUGAUAAAUCAAAAUAUAUAUCUGAUAUAGAAGAAAAGCUUUCCAUGACAGACAAAAUGGUGGAUAAUUUAAUUUCUGAAAUUCGCACUAAUUGUACAAAGGAACUUGAACUACUUGAAAAUAGUCCAUCCAACAUUAAUUCUACCAAAAAAGAAAUCAUUUUAACGUUGACAAUGCUUCUAAAUCAGUACAGGGAAAAAUUUGUCACCCAAGUAGAAGUGAAAAAGCCAAAUAUAAAACAAAACUGUAAAAAGGAAUGGUUACAUAAACAAAUAAAAUUUAGUAACUUGCAAAAAACUAGAUUGCAGCAGAAAGUAUUUCAAAUGUAUUCCAACACGAAACGAGUGAGGAAUAUAAUUCACGCUCUCAAAAAAAGGAUGGGCAGGUCAGAAAAAUUAAUAUUAGAACUCCAAACAAUAACAGAGCUUUUGAACAAUGAGAAUAACCGUAUAAGGGAUGAAAAUACAAAUUUAACUGAAGAAAAUGACCAAUUGAAAGAGGAAAUUCAAAAUUUAGAGGAGAAUUUAGCGAUAGAAGAAAAUAGUAAAAAUCAAUUGCUUGAAAUUAAAAGUAAACUGGAGAGUAUGGUUAUGGAUCUAAUGAGGAAAUUGACAAAAUAUAAAAAGAUUGUAAAAAACAACAAGGACAAAGAGUUUACUGAUGAUGAAACCCAGACAGAAAUUGAAUAUCAACUCAACAAACAAGUUGAAAUUCUUAAAACAGAAAAUAUGUCUCUGUUAAUGGUGAUAAAUGAUUUGAAAUCAACUAUUUUCAAUAAAACCGAAAACAAAAAUGUAGAUAUUCAAGUAAAUUCUGAAGGUGAUAUGAUUGAAGGUAAGGAGGAUGUCGAUAAGAUGAAGACACAUUAUGAAACUAUCAUUGAAACUUUGUGUUCAGAACAUAACAGCAAAAGAGAACAAGCUCAAAAACAAUAUUCUCUUAAUUUAAAAAUGUUACAAGAAAAUUAUGAGAAGGAAAAGUUGUCUUCAAAAAGGAGUCAUGCAGAAAAACUCUUAAAAUUGCAGUCCUUUCAUGAAAAAGAAGUUGAUUCCAUAAAGGAGGAAAAUUUGCUCAAACAGGAAAAAUUAAAGAAGGAAAUAGCUGAUAAAGAUGCAGAAUAUCAACAAGAAUUAACAUCUUUGAAAAACAAAUAUGAAAUGCUUUUAAAACAAAAAGAAGAAAUGUUCACCACUGAAAAUGAGAUGUUAAAAAUAAAACUGGUGAAAAUAAUAUUAGAAAAAGAUUCCCAGCUGGAUCAUAUCAGUUCUGAAAUGGCACUCAAUUUCCAAAAUUUGAGAAAUAAGUGCAGGAUAAAUGUCAAGCGGCUCAAAGAUAAGCACAAAGCUGAUUUAGAUAAACUAGUGAAAGUGUGCAAACACGAACUAAUAAGAGUUAUGAGAAAUGAAGGAAAUGCAAAGCGAUAUGAGAACGAAAUGCCAACCUCAAGUGGUGAUCGACCAGACUCACAAAAAUCUAUUAAAUUUCAUAAAAUGUCUUUCCUAACAUUCCAUGAGAAAAUUUCCCAACGAAAAAGGCGAUGUUCAGGUAAAAAGAGCCUCGGACGAUUGAAGAAUGUCUCCUCGUGCACUGAUCCCAGGGCUUGGAGUAUGGAUCCGAGAAAGUGCAGAGAAUAUUUCUUGGAAACAUUUAAUUAUGUAUCGUCAAGCUCGAGCACCGAAGAUGCAAGCAUAGCAGGCUGUCGUAUCAAUGCAAAGACACUAUCAAAACGAAAAGUACGCUCAGUUGAAAACUUGGUUCUUGAUGGAGAUGUUGAAAAUCUUAAAUCUAAAUUAAACGAUGCUGAUGAAAAAAUUGAGGAACUAAAAACAGCAAAUGUAAAUUUGCAAAAUAAUAAUUCAAAAUGUACUGUGGAACUGAACAAUCUAAGAGCUUUGGUGAAAGAUUUGCAAGAGCAAAUGCUAGAUUUGGAAUCCUUAAAAACAGAAAAUUUGAAUUUACGUUCUGAAGUGGGUACAGAUGUCAAGGCUCAGCUAUUAAAAGCUGAGGAUGAAAUAUUACAUUUAAACAGAGAAUUAGAUAUAUUUCAUGAAAUGAAGGCAAAGUAUGCUGACUUGAGACAAGCUCAUGAAACGCUCAAAACUGAGCACACUUCUUUGAAUCGAACUCUUGUAACCCUGAAUGAAGACAAAUCUAAGCUCACCCUUCAAUUCAACAAGCUAAAAGAAGAACUGAUCAAUUGGAAAACUAGGGCUCAAGAUAUUUCCACAGCAAUUUGUGAGAAAAAUGUGUUAAAAGAAAAAUUACAAAACAAGGAAAAGAAGAUUUCUCAACUCUGUGAAAGCAUUAGGAUUCAAGAAAUUCGCAUAGAAGAACUAAAUCGUAACUUGGCAAGAGUGACUUCUGAUUUUGAACGUAAACAGCAAUUGAUGACAAAAUACAUUGAAGAUUUACAGUGCCAAGUAAAUUUCAAAACGAUAAAAGUGACUGAUCUAGAAUCAAAGCUGGCGAUGACUGAGAGGCUUGUUGUUGAACUCGAAGCUUUAAGAGAACAGUUUCGUGUUACAAACGCAGAUUUGAGUGAAAAUAUUCAAGUAUACAAGAAACAGUUCAUGAAUGUGCUUACUGGCUCAAAUAGAAUGGUGGAAAUGGUAGAAAAACUACAGAAAGAAUUGGAAGAAAAAGAAAAGGAAUUAGAAAAGAUCAAAUUAUUCCCACAGAAUCCAAAAACUAUGGUUUACUUUUCACAAAUAAACACGGUUCUUGAUUCUUCCAGGCAGUCGAUAGGAAAAGGAGACCCUGAGAAAAUGAAGGACACCCUACUAACAAUAAAAAACAUUAUUAACAAUUUAAAAAAAGAUAUGUGGGGGACUUGUGAUAUAUCAAUGAUAACUGAAUUUUCAAAUUCGAUCAUUCAAACAGAAUUUUUGAAAGAGGAUAAUUCAACUCAGGUCGAAAUAAAUCAAAUUAGUACAUUGUCACAGACCAAUUAUCCUGAUGAGUAUGUUAUAAAAUAUGAUGAAGCUCAAAAAGAACUUGAUAAAAUGACAGAAAUAAACCAAUCUCUCACUUUAAGUAAUGAAGAGCAAAAGAAUGUUGCAGAAACCCUUGAGAAAAAAAUUAAUGAAACUUCAGAAGCUCUCGAAAAGAAAAAUGCUAUGGUCAUCCAACUGACAAGUAAUAAUAAUCAGUUAUGUGAUAAUAUAAUCAUGCUAAAUGAAAAGCUUAAAACUUCUGAUGAACUUUUGCAAGAUGCCCUAAUUCAAUUGGAAUUAGAUAUGAAAACGAGAGAAGCAUCCGAUGAACAAGUGGAAAACGUACUCAAAUCAACAAUUAAUGAAUAUGACACGUAUGUACAGGUUCUUCAGUCUUGCUUGGAAUACAAACAAAAUAAUUUGGAUUUGGUAUGUACCAUUUUGGAAAACGGAGAAUACAGUACUAAUGAAAUCGUGGAAAUAAACAAUUUGAAGAUUGAAAUAGAAAACUUAACUAAACACUUGGAACAAGAGAAAGCGAACACAGACCAGCAAAGAGAAGAAGUAAAAUGUUUACUUCAACAACUUUCUGAAAAAAAUGAUUACAUCGAUGCAGUUGAUAGUAAACUUGCUAAAACCGAAUUAGUUCUGAAUGAUUUAGUUAAAAAUUUGGAUCUAACUAAGUCUGUUGAAUGUAAUGGAUUGAAUAGUUCUGAAAACGAUCAGUCUAAUCAAGUUGGCAUACAGCUAACAAUGAUAAUAAAUCGUUACAAACAAGAAUUAACUGCUCAAUUAGAAAUAAAAGAUCGUUUAACUAAAGAACAGCUUUCCAAGAAGAGAUUGAAACAUUUUCUUAAAAUUAAUCAUAGGCAAAGGAAUGACAUGAGAGCAAAGAUAUUACAAAUGAAUAGCAACAUGAAGAAGGUCAAGAAAAUUAUUCAUGGUCUAAGAAAUCGCUUGGGGCUUUCUGAAAAACUUAUCGAAGAAUUACAAGUGAUUUCAGAUCUUUUGUCUUCUGAAAACAACUGCUUAAAGAGGAACAAUACUGACUUGAUAGAGGAAAUUGGUGGUCUUAAAGUCAAAAUAUCCCAGUUGGAAUCAAGUCUUAAAGCCCAGGAAAACAAUAUCGGCUUAACAGUGCAAAACAAAAGAAAAAUGGAAAAGAUCAUAGUAAGCCUUAUGAAAAAGUUAGCAAAGUACAAGCAUUUGUUUGAUAAAAACAAAAGUUCAAAAGGUACGAUGACAAAUGAAUACUACCUGAAGACUGUAGCUCAGAGAGAUCAUCUGAACACAGAGAUUGAUGUUCUCAGGGCAGAAAAUCAGACCCUCUCUACCACAAUUUCUAAGUUAAAGGAACGUAUUACCACGUUAUUUGAUAUUCCACAGAAAGAGAGCCAAACCGUCGAACUUCAAGUCAACAUAAAAGAAGAACUCCCCGAUGAGGAAAAAGAAAUUUUAUUUAAAAAUGUUAAGAACCACUAUGAAGCUAUACUUAAAGCAUUACAAACUGAACACAACACUGAGAAGGAACAAUCACAAAAACAGUAUCUUAAUAAUUUGAAAAUGCUAAAAGAUACUUAUGAAAGAGAUAUGAAUACACUUAAAAAAACACAUGCUGAAAAUCUAGCUAAAUUACAAACUUUACACGAGGAAGAAAUGCUGAGUUUAAAAGAAAAUCUAGCAAAGGAAAAAGAAAAACAAACUGAGGAUAAAACUAUUCUAGAGCAAUUGCACAAAGAAGAAUUAGAUGCGAUGAAAUCCAAAUUUGAAUUGUUAAUAUCUCAAAAAGAAGACCUGUUUAAAGAUGAAAAAGAGAUGUUAAUGACUCAACUUUCAAAAUCAGUUUUAGAAAAGAAUACUCUAAUAGAAAAACUCAACUCAGAUAUGACAUUAAGUUGUAAGAAAUAUAAAAACAAAUGCAAAGACAACUUAAAGAAAUUAAAAGAAAAGCAUAGACUUGAUGUGGAAAACUUAGUUCAGAAGUUCAAAACCGAGGUGAAACAUUUUAUUGCAAAAGAAGAUGAAGCAAAGAAAUUAGCUCAGAGGGAAAAAGAGAUUCAGUGUGUUUUAGAAUAUGCAGAUAAGGAAAGCUUUAUCACCCCUGAGGAAGUCACAAUGAAUGAUAAAUUUACUGAGAUUGAUAACUGUGAUGGAAAAAACAUUGAAUAUCUGCCUAUAUGUUCAGAGACAUCCGAACUUAAAGUAGAAGAAGAAAUCAUUGUAGAUUUGAAUAAGCAAGAUGUCAAUAAUGGUCAACCAAUUUAUGAGAAAAACUCUUUUGGGAGAAAUAUGCUUACAGUAGGUGACACAACAAUUGCACUGGUUCCAGAUGCAAGUAUGUAUGCAGAACAGAUUGCUCAACUAGAAGCUGAACUAGCAUUGCACAAACGAGAAUUUUCUGUAAAAGCUUCAUCGUAUGAGAAAAUGAUCCGUCGGGAGCAAAUGAAGACGAUGGAGCUGAAACAUCAAUAUGAACUGGAACUCGAGCAUAGUGCUAAGGUUCAUUGCAGGCUUGGUGCACAAUACAACAAAGCUGAAGAAUUGGAACUAGAAAAUAGAAUGCUAAUACAAAAGUUAAACAUGUAUGAGUCACAACUUAGGGAAAUGGAAAACCACUUGGAAAAGGAAAAGGAUAAGACAUUUUCAAUGAAGGCAGAGCUAGCAAAACUAAAAGCUGAGUCAAAAGGUUCCUACCAACUUGAGAUGUCACUGAAUAGGCUGAAAAAGAAAAUUGAACAAGCUGUACAGUGUGAAAAACGCUUAAACGAGGAACUCCGAAAGGAAACUCAAAAAGAAAGAAGCAUGGAAAAUAAAAUAGUCGAAAUAUUUGAAUUGAAUCAAAUAAAUAGGACCAAAUCUGAAGUUGAAGAGAAAGUCAUAAGAAUACAGACAUGUGGGGUUCUUCAAUAUGGGACGCAACUUUAAAAGAUGAAAUCGCAUAAUAAAGAAUAUUAUCAAAAUUCCAGUGAUGACAGAUGUGGUUAAAUUGGGAAAAAAAACCAGUCUGGGAACCAAUUGUACUCCAAUUAUAAUGACUAUUUUAUUAUGUA